UAGUUUCAGCACUUGUGUCCUCUUCACACUCACUUCCUUCAUUCUCUCCUUCCUUUUUCUCAGCUAUAAAGAAUUAGUCUCUAAUCAACCGUUUCUUUCCUUCUCUUUAAGCCUUUUACACACUCCAUUUCUCCCACACUCCACACCUUUUCUUUCUUUCUUUCUUCUUACAAAUGGAAGCAUCGGAUUUCUUCGUCAGCGGCUUUUUCUCACAUGCCGGAGACGAACAAAAUCCGAACAACAACAAUUGCAAUAACAACAAUAAUAGUAAUGGCAACAAUUUUAUUGUCGAUGAACUUUUGGAUUUCCCUAAUGAAGAUGAAGUCAUGGCCGACGCUUUUUUUGACAGUAUUACCGGUAAUAAUUCUGCUGAUUCUUCCACUGUUACCGUCGUUGACAGCUGUAAUUCCUCUGUUUCCGGUGGAGAUGCUCAAUUUAACGGUAACCUCAGCUGCCGUAGCUUCACUGAUGCUCCGUUCCCCACCAGCGAACUCUGCGUUCCGUAUGAUCAGGUAGCUGAGCUAGAAUGGCUGUCAAAUUUUGUGGAGGAAUCAUUCUCAAGUGAUGAUCUUCAAAACCUUCAGUUUGUACCUGUACCAAACGUUAAUUCCACCACCCAAACCACCGACAGUUCCUCCUCCGCCACCACAAUUUCCACCGGAAUUAGCUCUCCACUUGUCUUCCCCGCAGACACUUCCGUACCUGGCAAAGCUCGUAGCAAGCGCUCACGCGCCGCUCCCUGCGACUGGUCGUCCCGUCUUAAGCUGCUGCUAUCACCUGCCACCUCAUCAUCAGAUAGCAACAACAACAACAACGCCGGUUCUGCUGCUAAUAAUAACGCCGCGUUCACGGGUAAAGCCAGUAAAGCACCGUCGAGGAAGCGAGAGAAUGUGGAAGUGCCAGGACGGAAAUGCCUGCACUGCGCUUCUGACAAGACACCGCAGUGGCGCACAGGUCCCAUGGGUCCUAAAACACUCUGCAAUGCAUGUGGUGUUAGGUACAAGUCCGGGAGAUUGGUGCCUGAGUAUCGGCCGGCGUCUAGUCCGACCUUUAUCUCAGCAAAGCAUUCGAAUUCGCAUCGAAAAGUCCUGGAGCUCCGAAGACAAAAGGAGCUCCAUAGAGUACAGCAAGUUCAUCAGCAUCAGUUGCUUAGUCAGCCCACAAUUUUCGGUGUAUCAAACGGUGGAGAUGAAUUCUUGCUUCAUCAUCACCAAAACUGUGGUCCAAAUUUCAGGCACCUAAUCUAAGUGUCAGUACGCUAGUGUAGGGGAUAACUACUUUGCAAUUUUCUCGUUUUUUAAGUUUUAAUUAACAUCCAUUUUCCUAAUUCCAUCUAGUUUUAGAUAUUUAAAUAUCAGGAUAUGAAGAGGGAGAGGAAAAAAAAAGUUCCUAGCAAAUCCCAUAGGAGCCUAAAAGGAAAAGAAAAAAAAAAGAUUAAAUGUCAAUUAGAAAUUAGAGUUAUGUAACGUUUCUGAUAAUUUUGGUAUUAAUUUAUAGAUUCAUUUUAAGACUUGUUAA
Messenger RNA from Capsicum annuum, 1518 nucleotides. RefSeq names its product GATA transcription factor 12. Lineage: Eukaryota; Viridiplantae; Streptophyta; Magnoliopsida; Solanales; Solanaceae. Gene Ontology annotation, biological process: positive regulation of DNA-templated transcription. Gene Ontology annotation, cellular component: nucleus. Gene Ontology annotation, molecular function: zinc ion binding; sequence-specific DNA binding. The coding region runs from base 174 to 1247 and encodes 357 amino acids. The transcript is spliced from 2 exons. The record is from RefSeq and is a predicted model, not a curated record.